AUGAGAUUUAAUAAGCAGGAGGUGGUCUUCAAUGAAGUGAACAUUCAAAUGAUUGACAGACGCCUUCAACGGCAGCUGUUUGCAAAACCCAUUUGUUCAUACAAGAUAUCUAGAGAAGCCUGUGAGAGACUUAGAAGUCAUGGAAUUAAUGCGUUUGACCGUUGUGAAGGGGAAACACCCUAUUAUAUUGACUUGCCUCGUUUGUCGGGCUCAAACAUCAAGCAGCAUUUUGAGUCGAUUGCAUCUCGUUUAUCCAAGCCGUACUUACAACUUAUUGAAAGGCUACCAUCGUUGCCUGAAAUCCCAAAGAAUUGGAAAUUAUUAUCGGGUUGGACGGCUUAUGGGAAGGACUCGCAUUUUAGGAUUGAUUGCCCCUCAGAUGAAAUCUUAGUCUUCGACACUGAGGUUUUGGUGAAUGAAAGUCACGCUCCUAUCAUUGCUGUUGCGGCAUCUUCAGAUUUCUGGUAUCUUUGGGUCUCCUCUAGACUUCUUUCGUCCACGAGAUCGACAAAAUCUGUCGCAAUGGAUGAUCUUAUCCGAUUUUAUCCAGACGGUAGUCCGUUAUCCUCCCCAAAAUGUAUCAUUGGACACUUUGUCAGUUAUGACCGUGCAAGAAUUUUCGAGGAAUACCUAAUUGAAUCCUUGGAUUGGAUCAAAGGUGCAAGUCUAAACAGCCUUCUUGAUGUUUUUAAAUUUUACUGUCAAAAGGAACCCUAUCAAAAUAAGGCGUUGCGCGCAUUGUUCGAGAAGGGCUCCAAGGGAGAUGUAAUUGAUAAUUUUCAGGCUCUUGCCACCUACUGCGCAAACGAUGUUAAAAUGACAUUUGAAACUUUUAAAAAUCUCUGGAAACUUUAUCAAGAAAGGUUUCCUCAUCCGGCAACUUUUUAUGGAUUGCUUGAAAUGGGCAGCAUGUAUCUGCCCAUUAAUUCGUCCUGGAUCGAUUUUCAGGAACGUGCUAACCAAUCUUAUGAUGAUCUGAAUGAAAAACAAAAAAGGCUUCUUCGGCGACUAGCUGAAGAUGCUUUGCAAAAACACAAUGGGAAUGACAAAAGCUAUGAGAAGGAUCCCUGGCUCUGGGAUUUAGAUUGGUCGAAACCAAAAAAACCAGCAAAUAAAACAGAAGGUGCUAGAUUUCUUGCAUCUUUACCCAAGUGGUACCGUGAACUCAUUCCAAAACCCAUGAAGGAUAACUACAAGAGUGGGCCUGCGUUGAUAACUGCGCAAAUGAAGAUUGCACCAAAGUUACUUCGCCUUUGUUGGAAAGGCCUUCCUCUUCACUAUGACCAAACGUUGAAGUGGGGUACACUUAUUCCCGGUAGAGUACCGAAGCCGGUUGGCGAUCCUCGGUAUUAUGAUCAAAGUCAGUCUGACGAGUCUCCAGCACACCAAAUUCUACCUAUCUUUAAGGUUACCAAAACGUCUGCAGCUGGUGUCGAUGAGCUCAUGUUUCCCUACAGAGAAUAUCUUCACUAUUGGCGGAAAGAAAUUGAGGAGCGUUUAUGUAAUGUGAGUUCCCGCACCGCAUUUGAGGCUCGUACGAAUCCCGAUCCCCGUGACAAUCUGCUUCUGGAUGAACUGCGUCGCAGUGUGGAAGUGAUGCCGCUUGACUUAAACAUUGUAAAGCGCCUCGUUUCUUCUCUCAAAUCGAUAUCUGCUAAUAGCCGUGAGGAACCGAUUGAGCCAAACAAAUCUCUGCCACCAAUAUACGAAAACCUGGGAGAACUUCAGGCAAGGGGCGUACUAUUUUGGGAAAAUCGGGAUCGCUACGAGGCAGACCACUUGGUUAGAUGGACAUCAGCUAGUCGCCGAAAGAAACUUCGUCGCUGGGCCACAGAUACAAUCAAUCCGGAGAUCCCCACUUGCUGGUUCUGUCCCCUUCCCAACGAGGCUGGCACAGGACAUCCGGUUGGGUCGCCUCUCUCGAAGCCCUUUCAGGUGCACAUAGCCUCGGGACGUCUGUACAGUUCUCCUCCGGAUGGCAAAGGCGAAGAUCAUUCCGCCGACCAGAUUCUCCGUGAUCACAUUCGCGCCUCCUUCUGGCAGAGCUACUCCAAGCGUGUCAUAGUUCUUAAGAGGGGAAUGGGGUCAUGCGGACGCAGGUAUGGUGCAAUACUGCCACAAGUAAUUGCAGCGGGAACCAUAUCACGGCGAGCGGUGGAACCCCUCUGGCUCACCGCCAGCAACGCCGAUCCUGAGCGUCUGGGCAGCGAGAUCAAGGCAAUGGUGCAGGCGCCUCCCGGAUUCUGUCUCGUCGGAGCUGACGUCGACUCACAGGAGAUGUGGAUUGCCUCCCUCAUCGGCGACUCGGUGGUUGGCUUCCAGGGCGGAACUCCCUAUGGCUGGAUGACCCUGGAGGGCAGCAAGGCCAAGGGCACGGACCUGCACACCAAAACGGCAAAUCUUAUUGGCAUCAAGCGCAACGAAGCCAAAGUUCUAAAUUACGCUCGCCUUUACGGUUCAGGACUCGAGUUUACCAAGCAUCUACUGUCCAAGUUUCAGUCAAAAUUACGUCCCGAAGAGACGAGCUUGAAGGCGGAGAAGUUGAUGCGAGCGACGAAAGGACGUAGGGUCCUAGUGCAUCUAGGAAAGGGUAGUAAGGGAGAGGUGGAGACUAAGCACAUUUGGAAGGAUGGGACGGAGUCCUGCGUAUUCAACGCACUCGAGGCGAUUGCUCGAAGUCCUGAACCGCGAACCCCAGUACUUGGCGCCCAGAUAACCAGAACAUUAACUCCUAAGGCUGUCAAAGACGAUUUCCUCCCCAGUCGCAUAAAUUGGGUGGUACAGAGUUCGGCUGUAGACUACCUUCACUGCCUCCUUGUUUUCAUGGCCUGGCUGAUAAAGAAGUACAACCUGCGUGCUCGCCUAUGCAUUAGCAUUCACGAUGAAGUCCGCUAUCUCUGCGAUCAACGCUGCGCCGAUCAGAUUGCUCUCGCCCUCCAGUCGGUUGCAUACUUCAGUUCUGUGGAAAUCGAUACAUGUCUACGGAAGGAUCCUCUGAAUGACUGCAAAACGCCAUCGAAUCCAGACGGUUUGGGAGCUACGUACAAUGUCCCAAAAGGACGGUCGCUCACAAUUGCUGAGAUUAUCAAGCGCACAGGAGGUAUGAUGGAACCCUUCGACUAUGAGGCCUGUGCACCGGCAACAAACGAUGCCUAA
Molecule: messenger RNA, 3156 nt
Organism: Hydatigera taeniaeformis
Lineage: Eukaryota; Metazoa; Platyhelminthes; Cestoda; Cyclophyllidea; Taeniidae
Source: the annotation of a GenBank genome assembly